Messenger RNA from Gaeumannomyces tritici R3-111a-1, 965 nucleotides. RefSeq lists its product as hypothetical. The record is from RefSeq and is a predicted model, not a curated record. Bases 248 to 601 code for a protein of 117 amino acids. Lineage: Eukaryota; Fungi; Ascomycota; Sordariomycetes; Magnaporthales; Magnaporthaceae. The transcript has a single exon.
CCGACGCGGCCCUGGCGGGGCCCGAGACGCACGCCGACGAGACGCGCGCCCUCAACGCCGACCACGGGGGCGGGCCAGCUGGCGCUGCGCGUACGCGCGCGUCGCCGAGCUCAGGGCCGAGGUCGAGCGCGUCAACGAGGCGCUGCGCGCGGCGCACGAGACGAUCGCGCGCCUGCGCGCCGACGCCGACCGGCUCGAGGACCGCCUGUGCGACGAGCAGGACGCGGCCGUGGCCGCCGUCGACGCCAUGAAGGCCCAGCUCGAGAUGGUGGUCGCCAUGGGGCAGCAGUUCCUAACCGCCGCCACGCCCAAGGCCGCCGCGAGGCCGCCGCGGAGCACCCCUGCCUCAGCCCUCGGGGGUGGUGGUGGUGCUCUGGACGCAACGCCCACGCCCGCCGUUCGGGCCGGCGGCCUGUUCGACGCGGGCAAGGCGAGGAGGAGGAGCAGCAGUGUCGCCAGUCUCGGCGACGAUGCCGCAGAGUCCUCCGAGUCCCCAGCCGGGCCGGCGCCUGCCUCGCCUACGAGGACGACAAAGAGGAGGCGAUAUGAUAGUGGGUUGGGCUUCCUGGACGAGGAGGAGGUUAACGCAUCCAUGACUUGACGUUUUUUCUUCUCUUCUUCUUCUUCUUCUUCUUGAAUUACCUCGACGGGUUCCUCAGAACAUAUCGUUGGGUGGAACUCUGUCCUUUGUCUACCAAUUCCUCUCAUUUAUCACGAGUGUACUCUAAUGACACGCAUCUUUUGUUUUUCUUUUCUUUUUUUGUCUACCCAUGUUAUCCCACGCAUUACGUGUAUUUGACAUUCUCGGGCGCCUCCUUGCUCUUGGUCAUGACGCAAACGAGUCAUAUGUACAUAAUAUAGACCUGCAGUUGAUGAUACGAACUAUCUGUGGCUGUUGCCCGGUUGCCUUUGUCUUUCCAAGGGUUGGCGAGAUGCAGGUGGAAUCUCGAUAGGUGGCUGGCUAC